Messenger RNA from Aphanomyces astaci, 2279 nucleotides. RefSeq lists its product as hypothetical. The record is from RefSeq and is a predicted model, not a curated record. Lineage: Eukaryota; Oomycota; Saprolegniomycetes; Saprolegniales; Verrucalvaceae. Gene Ontology annotation, molecular function: ubiquitin-protein transferase activity. The transcript has 6 exons. The coding region runs from base 546 to 2150 and encodes 534 amino acids.
CACGAUGCGUGUGUUCCAUCCGGCAUGGACUGUCGCAGCCAUCGCGGCGCUCUUUAGCUUGGUGUCGGCAAGUCAAGGAAGAGUCGACGCCCAUGAGGACACCCCUCGGCAUCUCCCGUCCACUCGUCCCGUUGUCACGCCACUCUCGUUCGGUUCCUUUGCCGAAAACGUGGCACCGGUGGAUGUAGGAGCGAGUUCAUCGUAUGGCAAGGCUCCUCCGUCAUCUCGAAGUAAAAAGAUGCGGCAUGCACCGUACGACUAUCGUCGGCGCUUGCUCGAGAAACUGCGGUCGGCCACGGGUGCUCCGUCAUCUACCGCCACACCCUCCAACGACAUGGACACGCAAUCGUCCAGCGACAUGGACAACGACGACACACGCAACAAGAUGAUUGAACAAGUCAGAAUGAAACUGUUAACCGUGGACUCUGUGGUGGUGGUGCUGGCGUUCGUCGGGGCGGCGGUGAUGUACUGGACAAAGUGGCGGCACUACGAUCGCCUCGCCGGCCAAGAAGAGUAAUACGUGGCGCACUACAACAUACUAAUGCAUGUGCUCUAGUCCGCUCCAGUAUCUGCAUGGCCUGCGCCGGGAAGACAUGGAGGACAUAGCUCUCGAAGCCUUGAAAUGGCAAUGUGCCAUUUGUUACUUUCACAGCCCCGACGAUCGCCAGUGUUGUGGCCUCUGCGACACGAAACGAGGCACAGAACUGGCGUUGGUGGACAUGAAUACCAGGCAAAAAAGUGCUCGCGCGAGAAAGCAGUGGCAACGUCGACUCGAUGCCGUCGACGGUCGGACGUACUGGCACGAAGCGGCAAAGCCAGUGCACCAAGGGCCCCACUACGUCGUCCUCCCCGCCACUCCACCGCCCGAGUUCGACAGCAACUCGGAUGCCCACCCCAGCAAUGUGUUGCAUUUGCAGCCGUUGGCCCUGCACUUGGCCGGCACGGCCGUGACAGGCGACAUAUUGCCGUCGUGGUGGCUGCCACACCUGCACGACUUGACGGACCAGAGUUUUUCCCUUAAAUACGCAUGGCUGCUCACCCAAAUCUCGCAUUCGUACAAGAACUACUCGAAAAUGCAAGUCUACCGCGACAAGAUCUUUGACGAAUCACUGGAAAUCGUCCUGCUGCUGCGACCCACCCAUCUCUGCACCAUGACCCGCAUCGAGUUGCUGGGCGAGAGCGGCAUCGACGCCGGCGGCGUCCUCCGCGAGUGGUACUCGCUGCUGACGGUGUCACUGUUUGCCGCGGACCGGGGACUGUUUGUACCGGCCAACAAGGCGGAGCAGUCUUACUUCAUCAACCCGGCGGCGGCGUCGUCAGCCAACCCCAACCACCUGCGCCAUUAUCACGCUAUCGGGCGUGUACUCGGCAGGGCCAUCGUGGACGGCCAAGUACUGCCGUUCCACCUCUGCGCCCCCCUCUUCAAGGUGCUCCUGGGGACCCCCCUCGCCUUUGAAGACGUGUGGCACCUUGACCUGAACACGUACAACAGCCUCGUGUACAUCCGCGACACCGACAACGUCGAUGACCUAGCGCUCGACUUUAGCGUCACCGUGGACACGCCGUCCCACGAUGUGGUGGAUUUGAUUCCGAAUGGCCGCCACAUCCCCGUAACACUCGACAACCGGCACGAGUAUAUCGAGAAAAUGGUGUCAUACUUGCUGUUUGAUCGCAUUCAGCCCCAAGUGUCGGCGUUGGUGCGCGGAUUGUACGAGGUCGUGCCAUACGAACUGCUCAUGCCGUUCGACCACAAAGAACUCGAGCUGUUAGUAUGUGGGUACUCGCACAUUGAUGUGGCCGACUGGCAGGCGUCCACAAGUGUGUCGUCGGCGUUACGUUCGUCCAAGUGCAUCAAGUGGUUCUGGGACAUCCUCGAGCACGAACUGACUGCCGACGACCGCGCCAAGCUGCUGCGCUUCGCGACGGGAUCGUCCCGCGUACCCCUGCAGGGCUUCAAGGGCCUCACGAGCUACGACGGCAAGCUGUGCCCGUUCUCACUCAAGGCCGUGCCCUACACCCGCGGCGUCUUCCCCAAGGCGCACUCGUGCUUCAAUCGCAUCGACUUGCCGAUUUACCCGACGAGGGAGUUGCUCAAGGAAGCCCUCAUGGCGCUGGUCAACUUGGAAAUGACCGAGUUUACGUUGGAAUAACAACAGGCUCUCACCCCGGAGAAAGUGGUUGGUUUGUAUGUCAAGUAGUGGUACACUGUACAGUGACGAGCAAAAGGAACGAAGGGAUAAAUUGCGAUAAAUAAUAACGAAUGAAAUCAUCGGCAAUGA